Messenger RNA from Entamoeba invadens IP1, 1029 nucleotides. RefSeq names its product DTDP-glucose 4,6-dehydratase, putative. Gene Ontology annotation, molecular function: dTDP-glucose 4,6-dehydratase activity. The record is from RefSeq and is a predicted model, not a curated record. Gene Ontology annotation, biological process: nucleotide-sugar metabolic process. The coding region runs from base 1 to 1029 and encodes 342 amino acids. Lineage: Eukaryota; Evosea; Mastigamoebida; Endamoebidae. The transcript has a single exon.
AUGGACUACGAACCUCAAGUAAUCCUUAUUACUGGUGGCGCUGGCUUUAUCGCCUCACACGUCGUUGUCCAUUUUGUGACUCAAUACCCACAAUACCGUAUAGUUGUUGUCGACAAGCUCGACUACUGUGCGUCACUCAACAAUCUUAAUAAUGUCAAAGGAUGUCCCAAUUUCAAGUUCUAUAUUGCUGAUAUCACCGAUGCCCACACUAUGCAGAAGAUUUUUGAAAUGGAGAAGGUUGACACGGUGAUGCACUUCGCUGCUCAGACACACGUCGACAACUCCUUUGGGAACUCGUUCCAAUUCACCCACAACAAUAUUAUGGGAACUCACGUUCUUCUUGAAGUCGCGAAGAACGCAAAGGUAAGAAGAUUCAUCCACGUCUCGACGGAUGAAGUCUACGGACAGGUCAUUGGAAAUGCAGCAACUGAAAACUCGUUGUUGAACCCAACGAACCCAUACUCGGCAACUAAAGCAGGCGCAGAGUUCAUUGCAAGAGCCUUUUAUCAAUCAUUUGGAUUGCCACUCAUAAUUACAAGAGGAAACAACGUGUUUGGUCCUCAUCAAUUCCCAGAAAAGCUGAUUCCCAAAUUCAUUACUUUAUUGGACAGAGGACUGAACUGCUCAAUUCAUGGAAAUGGAAACGAGAAGAGAAGCUUCAUUUAUGUUGAUGAUGUUGUCAACGCAUUUGAUUUGAUUUUGAGAAAAGGGGUCGUUGGGCAGAUCUACAACAUUGGAACAACUCGAGAAAUUUCGAACACUGAAGUGACGCACGAUUUACUCGACAUCUUUGGAGUUCCAAAGGACGAACAGGAAAGUAGAAUUUAUCACGUCGAGAAUAGAUGUUUCAAUGACCAGAGAUAUUCGCUUGAUGUUUCUAAGUUAGAGAAACUCGGGUGGAAAGCAGAGACAAAGUUUGAAGAUGGACUGAAGAAAACUGUCGAGUGGUAUCUCAAGAAUAAAAAGAAUUGGGAAAGAACCGAUGAGGCUUUAGUGCCACAUCCCAGAUUUGGCCAAGCUUCUAACUGA